Molecule: messenger RNA, 1107 nt
Organism: Penicillium soppii
Lineage: Eukaryota; Fungi; Ascomycota; Eurotiomycetes; Eurotiales; Aspergillaceae
Product: ATP-dependent (S)-NAD(P)H-hydrate dehydratase
Exons: 6
Coding region: 1-1107 (368 amino acids)
Biological process (GO): metabolite repair
Molecular function (GO): ATP-dependent NAD(P)H-hydrate dehydratase activity
Source: RefSeq, a predicted model, not a curated record
AUGGAGUCUACCCACCAUAUAUCGGCAUCAUCGAAAAUGCUUCUCAGUAAAGUGCGCAAGAUUGUUCCCCCAAUGCUCGAAAAAUUCCACAAAGGGCAACUUGGUCGUGUAGCCGUUGUUGGGGGAUGCGCUGACUACACCGGCGCUCCAUACUUCUCAGCCAUGGCCUCUGCAAGACUUGGCUGUGACAUGAGCCACGUCCUCUGUGAACGAUCUGCAGGACCGGUCAUCAAGGGAUAUUCCCCCAAUUUAAUGGUACAUCCACUACUGCCAAGCAGCGAGACAGUCAAGGAUCCCAAGUCAAUCGAUGCUCCAUCACUGGCAGGUCCGAUUAUCGGGAUGCUCUCUCGUCUGCACGCACUUGUGAUAGGGCCAGGUCUUGGCCGCGACAGUGUGACGCUCAAGGUCGUCGCGGAAGUUAUUCGAGAGGCCCGGUCAAGGUCGAUCCCAUUUGUGCUGGACGCCGAUGGACUGCUAAUCGUAACGGAAGACCCAGACCUGGUCAAGGGAUACAAGAACUGUAUUCUCACGCCUAACGUGGUUGAAUUCGGGCGCCUAGCUAAAGCCCUUGGCAUCGAGGUAACCAGUCCUGCUGAGAUUGCGCAAAGCGGCGGCAACGAAGCCAUUGAAAAGGAAUCAGAAGCCUGUGAGAAGCUUUCUCGGGCUCUGGGUGGUGUGACGAUAAUUCAAAAGGGUCCUCACGAUUUUAUCUCCAACGGGAUUACCAGUAUCAUUUCCGAUAUCAAGGGAGGCUUGAAGCGCAGCGGUGGUCAGGGAGAUACCCUGACGGGGUCGCUGGGAACCUUCCUCGCUUGGCGAGCGGCUUACCACGACAAAAUGUGGGACUCGGGUGAAAAGGAUAACGAGAAGGAGGCGCAGAGCAAGGACGAAGUUCAGGCAGAGCUCGUUUCUGAGGGCAAGCGCAUGUCUCCGGCGACGAGCUUGCUGCUGGCUGCUUGGGCAGGAAGUAGUAUUACGAGAGAGUGCUCUCGGCGGGCCUUUGAGGCCAAGGGGCGGAGUAUGCAAGCUAGCGACCUGACUGAUGAAGUACAUGGGGCCUUUUUGAGGCUGGUUGGAGAGCCCGAGGAAACUAAGACACAUCUCUAG